AUGCUGCUCGGCGAGGCGGCCGUUACAAGCGGCAUGGUGACGUGCAUGUCUGGUGCUGGACCGUCAAACGUCGCCGUGGAGCUCAACCUCUCCAGCUGCCCGCGUCCUACGCCACCAGGGACCUCGUUCGACAGCGCUGCUCGGCGACGGCGGCUUAUUCUCUCGGCGGCACAGGACGAGAAGCUGGCCGUGCUUUACAACUCCCCAGCUGAGAAUGAGCAGUCCCUGUGCAUCUUUCCAAAGCCCUCUCACAAGUUGGACAUCAGGCACGGCAUUGUCUCGCAAGUACGGGAAGGCGAGCUCGUCGGGCUCGGUGUGGAAACCUACCAAAAGGGCUACAAAUCCGACGCCCAGGCCGGCGAGGCGACCUUGGGGAGAAUCAUCAAGAGCCGGCCUCUGAGUUCUGCCAACCAGGACAGGGACUCCUGCCCAUUACAGCGGUCUUAUCUGCACGGCACGGAGAGGCAGAACGAAAUCAAACACAUGCUCAUGCGAGCUCCUACCAUUGAUCUUUCCGCCAGCGGCGUCUCCUCCGCCGAGCCCCUCGCGCAGCGGUCAACGACCUCCUGGGGGACGGCUCGAUACUUGCUUCUCCCCGAGAACUUCUUCUUUGGCGACAAGCAAAAAUUCAAAGUCUCCAGGAGGUAUGGGAAGAUGCCGACGGCGCGUGGAGCGCAGGGCCGGGACUGCUCAACGGGCUGGGCCGAGGGCAAGUUGUACAGCGGAACCACGACUCUGGGCCACAGGGUGGUUGCAGGUGCACAAGGUCCUAGUGAGGACGAGGACAAGUUUGCUUCGAUUCGGACUCUGGGCAGAGCGAGUUGGACGCUGCUGCCCAAGUGUUGA
Molecule: messenger RNA, 846 nt
Organism: Metarhizium album ARSEF 1941
Lineage: Eukaryota; Fungi; Ascomycota; Sordariomycetes; Hypocreales; Clavicipitaceae
Product: pyridoxal-dependent decarboxylase domain protein
Exons: 3
Coding region: 1-846 (281 amino acids)
Source: RefSeq, a predicted model, not a curated record